This is a messenger RNA of Python bivittatus (Burmese python), 1474 nucleotides long. Its product is annotated as oxaloacetate tautomerase Fahd2a, mitochondrial. NCBI's taxonomy places the organism in Eukaryota, Metazoa, Chordata, Lepidosauria, Squamata, Pythonidae. Gene Ontology annotation, molecular function: catalytic activity. The record is from RefSeq and is a predicted model, not a curated record.
ACGCGCCGCGGGGAUACCUGGGAACUGUAGUCCGCCUGGCUGGCGAAAGCUGAUGCAGCAGUGCGCUCGGGCGUCCCGCUGCGGCUUCUCCUCCCGGCGGCUCGCAGGUUUGGAUGCGGUGUCCACUGCCAGGGGUUCUUCCUUUGGCCCUCAAGCUGAGCUGGGCUUGGAAGAACGUAGGUUGCAGGGGGAUUUCCCAGCUGCGCGGGGCCAUGAGGCUGGUUCAGUUCCAUGCCAAAGGGUCAGCAACCGAGCCCCGGAUUGGGCUGGAGGAGCGAGAUGGCGGCAGUGUGGUUGACCUGAACGCUUUUGACGCAUCCUUGCCCAAGACCUUGCGAGAAUUCCUGGAGGCAGGGGAGCCAGCGCUUGCAGUUGCCAGAAGAGCACAGCAAUCUGGCUGUCCUUCUCUGCCCCGGUCUGAACUGACCCUCUUGGCUCCCAUCACCAACCCAGAUAAAGUGAUCUGUGUUGGCAUGAACUACGUGGACCACUGCCUGGAGCAGAAUGUCAAGAUCCCCAAGGAGCCAAUCAUCUUCAGCAAGUUCCCCAGUUCCAUUGUGGGACCUUAUGAUGCCAUUAUUCACCCGGCGGAGAGCAACGAAAUUGACUGGGAAGUUGAGCUGGCCUUUGUCAUUGGGAAGAAAGGAAAACACAUCCAGGAAUCUAAUGCCAUGGCCCACGUGGCUGGUUUUAUGGUGGCCCACGAUGUGAGUGCCCGAGACUGGCAGAUGAGGAACGGGAAGCAGUGGCUGUUAGGGAAGACUUUUGACACCUUUUGCCCGCUGGGCCCAGCUCUCGUCACCAAGGACUCCGUGUCAGAUCCUCACAAUUUGGGCAUCCGCUGCCGAGUGAACGGUGAACUUGUCCAGAACAGCAGCACCAACCAGAUGAUCUUCAAAACAGAGGCGCUUGUCGCAUGGGUUUCCCAGUUUGUCACACUGUACCCAGGAGAUGUCUUCCUCACUGGGACACCACCAGGGGUUGGAGUUUUCCGGAAGCCCCCCACUUUCCUCAAGAGAGGAGAUGAAGUACAGUGUGAAAUUGAUGAGCUGGGAACCAUCUGCAACAAGGUGAUGUGAAGAUUUUUCUGCUGCGUCCCUCCACGAAACAAUCGGCUGGAGUUAAAAUCCAUGAGCACCUUCACUGAUUCUAAUCAUGAGCGUAAAUAGGAAGUUCUUACAAUUCUGAUGAUGUCUCCUGGAAUUACUUCUGCCACCCAUCGCAAGCGGAGGUGGCCGUCAAGCUAAAAUUCAGAAGCCACCAGCAAUUUGUGGACAUCUCAGUUAAGCCAAGAGGAGAAAGGCAACAUGGGUGAGCGGUGCCCUUUAGUGAUACCCAUGCAAGUUUACACCCAAGCAAGAUUAUGAUUUCUGGUGAGGUACCUGUGAUGGACUGAUGUUGGUGCUGGUUAUCUCCUUUAUUACCUGAAGGUUCUCCAGAAGGUUGAUUCAGAAUAAAGCAGUUUUUGACAAAC